Molecule: messenger RNA, 4752 nt
Organism: Doryrhamphus excisus (bluestripe pipefish)
Lineage: Eukaryota; Metazoa; Chordata; Actinopteri; Syngnathiformes; Syngnathidae
Gene: lipib
Product: lipase, member Ib
Biological process (GO): lipid catabolic process
Molecular function (GO): glycerophospholipase activity
Source: RefSeq, a predicted model, not a curated record
AGAUGAUAGCAGCCGAAGGGGAAGCGAAGGCGUCUGAGGCUUUAAAGGAGGCGGCGUCCAAUCUCCGUCUCGUGGCGCUCCACCUGAGAUACCUGCAGCCUCAGCCUCAAGCAGCACCAAUGUCCUGGUCGUCUUGCUACCUACAGAACUAAUGGACACCAUCGGCAACAGCAGUACUGUUAAGGAACCACAAGUGUAAAAUAAUCUAUAUGUUUGGUUGUUUUUUUUUUAAACUAACCUGAGUGCCUUUUAUUUUAAAAGAGCCAGAAGCUGCUGCAGACUGUCAAUCAUCUGCAGAUCAAUUAAGUUUCCAUUCAAAAUAAGAUCAGACCCACGUCUCAUGUUCUAAUCUCCUAUCUUUGCCAAGUCAUGUGACUGACGUUUGUGUAUGUGACGUGGGGUUGCUUCAACUAAUAAGCUCUUUGGCAGCCAGAACAUUGUGACCUUUUCCCUGAUCCGUUAUCUGGCUGUCCACAAGUUCUGGACCUCAAGUCCUCAAGAUGGUGAAGACUUGAGAGUGUCCCAGUGUGUUGACUUCACGCGGAUCUCACAAUGCCAGCAGCUUUGAAGUACUCCCAGCAUGCAGCAAGCUAAAUUAUAUGUGUCGGUGCCGAUUCUAGAGGGCAGGGCCGCCUUUGGAAGCUAUUAAUAACCCUCACAGUCACUAAUCUGGGAUGGAAAUCAUUGCGGGACCACCAGGCGAGUUCUCCCUUUACUUCGCGGACAUCUUUUGUGGACCACAAGGACCCUUAGUUUGAUAGGCCUAAACCAAACCCGAAAAAAACGCCUCAUGUCGUACCUCCAGCUACCAGCAGAGGCAUGCUUGGACAUGGUGUUACUGGUGUGCAAAAUAAGCCAUAUGAUUAGCCGACUCCUACUCUUACUUUUAGCUCCUCCCACAAGGAGCCUUCCCUGCCUUCUUAACCAACAGGCUCAGCCCGAUCUUCCCAGGAACGCCGCUCGCUGUCAUUCCCUGAGAAACUCGGAAGGAUGCUGUCCUGCAGACACCUGGGUCUGCUGGGAGUCCUCGUGCUCUGCCAAGGCUGGGAGGAAUCGGGUGCUGAUGAUCCCUGCGACAACUUCACCGACCUGAACCUGUCCCACUGCUUCAUGGGCACCAGCCUGUACGUGCGCCUGCUCCUCUACACGCGCUCCAACCUGGACUGCGGCCGCGAACUCCAUCACCACCUCUUCCCUUCGCAGCCGCUCUUCAACCUCUCCCGUCCCACCGCCUUCAUCGUCCACGGCUACCGCCCCACUGGGGCGCCGCCAAUCUGGAUCGACCACCUCGUGCGCCUGCUGGCAAAGCAGGAGGACAUGAACGUGAUUGUGGUGGACUGGAACCGGGGGGCCGCUAAUCUCAACUACAUCACCGCCGUUAGCUACACCAGGGAGGCGGCCUACAACCUGACAGGGUUCAUCUUGAGCAUGCAGGAGGAAGGAGCCUCGUUGAGCUCACUUCAUCUCAUUGGGGUCAGUUUGGGGGCUCACCUGGCUGGGUAUGUGGGCGCCAACCUAAAGGGAAAGCUUGGACGCAUCACAGGUUUGGACCCAGCGGGGCCCCUCUUCACUAGCGCCACUCCAGACGACAGACUGGACCCGUCGGACGCCAUGUUUGUUGACGUGCUGCAUACAGACAUGGAUUCUUUUGGCCUGCGAGGUGCUCACGGUCACAUUGACUUCUACGCCAACGGGGGUGCGGACCAACCAGGGUGCCCCAAAACCAUAUUUGCCGGAAAGUCUUAUUUCGUGUGUGACCACCAGCGGUCAAUGUUUUUGUACUUGUGCGCGCUCAACCGAACCUGCAGCCUUACCGCCUACCCGUGCUCCUCCUAUGCCGACUUCCUGGAUGGGCGGUGCAUGCAGUGUGAGGCCUUUAAGCCCGCCCCUUGCCCCCAACUUGGUUACGACGUCAGCCAAUGGCGUGAAAGCCUCCUGCGUUUGGGGCAGACCAAAGUGUUCUUCAGCACCACAGCGACCCUCCCCUAUAGAAAACUCAACUACAGGGUGGACAUGGUGACGUGGAACCAGUACCUCCGCUGGGGUGUGGUCUACAUCCGCCUGCACAGUGGCAGGACCAUCACUGAGGCCCGGAUAGACCACAAACUCUUGCGCUUCGAGCAGUUCACGUCCACGCGUCUCCUGGCCCAGUUCGAUGAGGACCUGCCGCACGUGCAGAAGAUCUCCCUACGCAUCAACACCGGCAAUGUGAUCGGCCCACGCUACAAAAUCAGACUGCUGCGGAUACGACUGACGGCGCUGGAACGACCUGAAAGGCCGCUGAUGUGCCGCUUUGAUAUCAUCAUGGAGGAGAACACGGAAGUGGCAUUCAGGCCGUUGUCGUGCGAUUCCCACCUUUAACUGCCGCCUUCUCACCCUUCAUAAGAGACCUCUGUGAAUACAGGAAGUCACAUUGCAUGGUGGAUAUGUCGGUGGACCGAAAGAACGGCUAUGUUUCAAUUCGCACACCUCCACACUUCACUUCAUUUCAUUUGAUGGUGGUUCGGGCUCACCAUUUAACAUCCGGGUACUGAAGUGUGGAAGUGUGCAGACUGAAACACAGCUAAAGACGUUUUACCUCAUGAAGACUCAUAGAAACCAACUUCUUGCCAACUAGGCUGCAUUUUACACUAAGGUUUUUAUUUUGUAUCACGUUUUCCAGAUUCUAUUUUGCUGUUUUUUUACUUUGUUUGUGCCUUUAGUCAUUACUUCCUGUGUGUUACGACGUAGCGUGUGUGUUGGAGGCGGAGUCAAGCUCUCCAACUGUAUCAUUUAUACCGUUUACAAACGCCACACAAAAGCUGGGGUGAUUUUUUUUUUCAUUUAUUCCUAUAACUUUUAAAUGUGUCAGAUCUAAAUAAACUAGAUCUGCUACCAGCUAACGAUUUCAGCGUUGAAAUGUGUCGAAACAAAGGAGAGCGAAAAGAUACGACAAGGAAGGGAAAGACAUACAAACAAAGACAGGAGGGUGAAGCAGACAAAAUGUGAUGACAGCCACUUGUUGGCACCUUCUUGAGCGGGUCGGCAGACGGCGUUCCGAGCCAACGGUGGGUUGGCCAUCACCAGUUGGGACCUGUGGGUGGCGGCGACGGCGGCGACACACACACAAAGCAGAAGGAAGGGAAAAAGACAUUCAGGUUAAGUCAAAGAGGCGGCGACUAAUGCGGAUCAGCCCUCAAACACAACAGUGGAGGAGUUUUUUUUUUUUUUUUUGCCUUGUGGGCAGUGACGAGCGAGCGCAGGAAAUGGGAUUGGACGAGCUCCACGGUGCAGGGAAACAGUCACUAGGUCAAAGGUCAAGGGCUCUACUGAGGCUGUUACACAACCGAGAGGCAGAAAAAGAUUUCUAAAAGCGACUCACUGAGCCUCACCAGGUUGAGGGUCAAGGUAGAACUAAUUCAGGACCAACCGUCUUACCACUAAGCAGCCACUAGAGGGCAGUAGCCAAUGUUUUAACUCCAUUCAAGAGCACACAUCAUGGAUACUUCAAAUGCACCUAGUGCCAUAUUGCUAAAUUAAAGAAACACUACAUCAGGGGGUUGCCUACAGCCACAUUGUUUUCAUUUUUCCUAUGCUAAUUAGAUUUUAUUGGAUACAAACGUUUUAAUUGGAGUCUUUAUGUUUUUGGUGAGUUAGUUAUCUAGUUAGUGUGGACUAUUCAAGUAUUAAGUCACCUGCGUUGCUGUACUGGUUCUGGCCCCUCAUGGGUUGACGGUUCAUGUACCUUUGUGGCGGGCCGGCGUUCAUUCUGUGAGGAGCUCCUCCUCUCCUGGAACCCUACAGACAGAAGGUCAAAGUUUGGCGGCCCACGUGCCUCAUGAAAGGUCAAGCCAGCUUUCAGACUCACCAUGUUGAGCUCCCAACCCUGCACUUCCGGAAUCAUCACAUCAUCGCCGCCGAACUUCACCGUGCUUAGCGCGCCUCUCUGGCCGCUUCCCGGUAUGGUGAUAGUCACGCCAUCGAGACGCUGCUGUCGCCGCCGCUCCAGAUCGUGCCUCAGGUCGCCCGGUCCAUGCGUGGGCUGCUGUAGGCAAACGUGGCGACAUGAUGUCUACACAAGUCUGGUGGUGUCAGAGAAGGCAGGGCACGUUUGCUUACGUGGGGGAAGAGGUCGUCUUGAGGCUCUGCAGGCACGUUGGCGUUGAAGCUGCAGAGAGAGGCCACAGACUCAAGUCAAAAGUGGACGAUAAAAACAGAAUUCCGACAUCACGGCGGGUGGCGUACUGGUUGGACGAAAACCUCUGGUCCAAAGUCAUCCCCACACUCUCUUCUUCACUGUGGCUGCUUUUUUGGGGAGCGGAGAAGCGUUUGUUCAGCGUUAUGCCUUCGCCUUUAAAGUAGAGCUCUGCAGGAGACAAAGUACAUUGGAACUUCCACUUACGCAUACAAAUUUACGCCAUGCGAGACACGCUGACCUUUGACAUGGUGAACCAGUGUGAUGAUUUCCUGUGCAAAUGUUCCAGUGUGCACGGUGCCUUCCUGGGUGCUCCCGGACGGCUCUGCUGAGGAGGGCAAGAAGUCCAGACGCUGGCGGCCCACGUUGACCAGGUCUAGAGAGAGCUGGCGAUCUGCAGAAUAAGACAGCGUGCUGCUGCAAAGGGGGAGGGAAGGUCGAGAUGGAAGCGGAAGAUUUAGGGACGGAGAUAAGGAGAAAGAUGUGAGGAAUGAUGAGAUGGGGGAGGCAUGGGGGCGUGGCCAAACUUAUUUAGCACACUGCAAGGAAAGGAUUUUGAUGUUCGUUCACCGGGUUGU